AUGGUCUCCCUACCACCCACACUGCUAACACUGGACUCCGCCCUUGCCUUGGUCCGCGAAUGUCGGCCUCAGGUUGAACCCAAUUCCGGGUUCAUCAAGCAACUCCGCAUGUACGAAGCCAUGGGCUGCCCGACAACACAGGAACAACUAGAAAGCCACAAGAUUUACCGACGGUGGAUGAAUUCACGGAAUGUGCUAGACGCACUGAGCGAAAAUCGGGCGCCGGAGAUGGACCAUAUCAGUUUUCGGGAUGAGGAAGAUGACGACAACAGCAAACCAGACGACAUCCCAAGUUCGUCUUCAGGAACGGGAAAACCUGACGGGAGCGACCUUCUCAACGACAGGGUUCAGAGCCUCACCCUCCUCGACCCAGACAACGACGAGCCGACCGAAAUAUUGAACCCAGACAUAACUCUGUCGUCACCUUCCCCGGCGCCUCCUCUCCCUGCCAACGUCGAAAUCAAAUGCCGCAAAUGCAGGCGCCUGCUCGCCAAAUCCGACUUUGUCCUACCUCACAAGCCUCCUCCGCACCGCGACCCCUCAGCAGCAAUCACUGCCGGGGACCCAUGCGCACACAUCUUUCUCCACCCCUUGUCGUGGAUGAGGCCGGUCCUGUCAGAGGGACAGUUGGACGGCCGACUCACAUGUCCGACGCAGUGGUGCGGAGCCAACAUCGGCAAGUUUGCGUGGCAGGGUUUACGCUGCAGUUGUGGAGGGUGGGUGACGCCGGGGUUCGGUCUGGCAAAGGGCAAAGUGGACGAGGUGCGAGUUCGUGCGGAAAACUCAUCCAGAAGAGGCGGAGCGGGACAGGGACCAGGACCAGCAUCUUCGUUUGGGCCUGGACAUGGAGAUGGAGAAGGUAAGAAAGCGGUCUUCAACGGUGCGGUGAGAUAUCCCCCUGGGAUGAGGAGGGCAGGGAAUGGCAACUUGUGA
Messenger RNA from Cladophialophora psammophila CBS 110553, 933 nucleotides. RefSeq lists its product as uncharacterized. The record is from RefSeq and is a predicted model, not a curated record. Gene Ontology annotation, molecular function: protein tyrosine/serine/threonine phosphatase activity. Bases 1 to 933 code for a protein of 310 amino acids. NCBI's taxonomy places the organism in Eukaryota, Fungi, Ascomycota, Eurotiomycetes, Chaetothyriales, Herpotrichiellaceae. Gene Ontology annotation, cellular component: nucleus. Gene Ontology annotation, biological process: protein dephosphorylation. The transcript has a single exon.